CAUCGUCGUGCAAGUUGGCUCGUACAUUUUCCCCCGUCAGCACGCCUCUGCAGAAAUCGAACGGGUCGACCAUCAAUCCUCACCCAACGACUUCUAACCCACAGCAGCAACCAUGCCUCCCAAGUCCGGAAAGAAGGCCGCCCCGGCCCCCUUCGGUGCCUCCAAGUCUGGCAAGAAGGCUGCCAAGAACCCUCUCCUCGAGAAGCGCACCCGCAACUAUGGCAUCGGCCAGGACAUCCAGCCCCGCCGCAACCUCUCCCGCAUGGUGAAGUGGCCCGAGUACGUCCGCCUCCAGCGCCAGCGCAAGAUCAUCAACCUGCGCCUGAAGGUUCCCCCGGCGAUCGCCCAGUUCCAGCACGUCCUGGACCGCAACACUGCCGCCCAGGCUUUCAAGCUCCUCAACAAGUACCGCCCUGAGACCAAGGCCGAGAAGAAGGAGCGUCUCGUCAAGGAGGCUACCGCCGUCAAGGACGGCAAGAAGAAGGAGGACGUCAGCAAGAAGCCCUACACUGUCAAGUACGGUCUCAACCACGUCGUUGGCCUCAUUGAGAACAAGAAGGCCUCGCUCGUCCUGAUCCCCAACGAUGUCGACCCCAUUGAGCUCGUCAUCUUCCUGCCCGCUCUCUGCCGCAAGAUGGGUGUCCCCUACGCCAUCAUUAAGGGCAAGGCCCGCCUCGGCACGGUCGUCCACAAGAAGACCGCCGCUGUCCUCGCCAUCACCGAGGUCCGCUCCGAGGACAAGAGCGAGCUCUCCAAGCUCGUCAGCGCUGUCAAGGACGGCUACCUCGCCAACAGCGAGAACGCCCGCAGACAGUGGGGUGGCGGCAUCAUGGGUGCCAAGGCCAACCACCGCAUCGAGAAGAAGAGGAAGGCUAUCGAGAACGCCACCAAGAUCUAAACAUGGCCCGUAGCGCUUGACAAGGUUGAAAAAAAGAAAGAAACAAUAAUGUCUCGACGUCACGGUCAUUGGUCACGGAUGAAUGGAGUUAUCUAGCUUUUUGCACAGUUCCGGCGUUUGGCGGGGUUCAAAAUUUCGGGAAUACCAACGUUACAUGGAUUUGCAUGAACAGCAGCUACUCCCUCCGCUCUCGAGAGAGGCCACCUCUGACCUAUAAAAAUGUGACUGCAUGAUACCACCUAUAUAUUGACUCCCCAAC
Microdochium trichocladiopsis is the source of this 1157-nucleotide messenger RNA. RefSeq names its product 60S ribosomal protein L8-B. The transcript is spliced from 3 exons. The record is from RefSeq and is a predicted model, not a curated record. Bases 113 to 898 code for a protein of 261 amino acids. Gene Ontology annotation, cellular component: ribonucleoprotein complex. Gene Ontology annotation, biological process: ribosome biogenesis. Lineage: Eukaryota; Fungi; Ascomycota; Sordariomycetes; Xylariales; Microdochiaceae.